AUGUUUAUUGGAUCUCUGCUUCCUAAUUUGGUUCGACUGGUUUAUUGUUACAAAUGUGCUUUCCCGUUUCUGCUUCAGGUUGCUCAUCCCUUGGUGCAAAACCAGUUGGUGGAUUACGUUCACAAUGGAUUCUUAGUACCAGUGAUGGGGCCUGCGUUGCACAAGACUUCGAUAGAAGAAAUGAUUGCUACCACUGCAUACUUGGAUCUCUUCCUUCGGAGUGUGAGUGAAACAGCUUUGCUGAAGACAUUCCUGCGCUUCAUCCUGCUGCACAGACAUGAUAACGUCACAAUCCUCGAUACUUUAAUCAGUCGAAUUAGCAGCAACUCCAGGCUGUGUAUGGUCUCGCUCAGUCUUUUCAGGACCCUCAUGAAUUUAAACUGUGAAGAUGUAAUGCUGCAGUUAGUUCUCAGGUAUCUUAUCCCCUGUAAUCAUGUGAUGCUGAGUCAGAGGCGUGCUGUCAGAGACCUAGAUAUCUAUGGAAAAACAGCAGACAGAUUCCUGUCUCUGAUCCCAAAGUGCUGCCAGGUGGAUAAUCUUGUUCCAGUAGAGAGAGAAGAAGAACAUGCCAUGUGGUCUAAAUGUCAUGGAAGUCCAAGUGUUGACACCUCAUCCGUAACAACAAUGCCAAGGCCUGCCACACCUUCCAGAAUUGCACUGUUUAUCAGGCAACAGAGUAUUGGCUCCUCAGACACUACUACUACUCCACGGUCACCAGGAGUUCCUUCUUCAGACACCCCUGUUGGGAGCCCCAUCCAUACUGUGCUGAAGUGGGAGGAGGUAGCAGAACUGGAAUCCAAUUACCUGGAAUAUCUGCGGGAUGCACGAAUGAACAUUGACCUCUGUGUUUGGGCAUGCAAAGCAUGGUCUGCACCCUAUGAUGGUGAGAAGCCUGAACCCUGCAGCCUACCUGCCAUGUGUGCUGAUGAGAGUGCACUUAACCUGAGUACUGAUCACUAUGGAGUUGACCAACAGCACGGGAUCACUUCAGCACCUGGAGGUGCUUCUUCCAACUUUGGCCGUCCCAUUCUCAAUCUGUCCUCCCAACGUAAACUCCGAUCUGGCUCUGAUAAUAAAGAAUUAGACAGUCAAAUAAACAGCAUCACACCACGGAACAAAAAAAGAGGCCUGCAGCACAUACACAUGCCUCCAGUCGCCAUAGAACUUGCAGGUACAAGCUGCAGAGAAUGUAAAAACUCUGACCACAUAUUUGUUCAGGAACAGCAAGAUGGACUGCCAUUUGGUUCUGUACUGAAUGGAGCUCACCCUGACGAUUCAUCCUGUUUUAAACAAGACAGUGGGAGACUAGAUUUGGAAGAGGCAGAAUGUAUUGAUGGAGACCUAAAGAUAAAAAAGGUGAGAAGGGACACAACAGAACAAACUCCAUUGUUAGUGAAUGAAAGACUGGGUAGGAAUAAAGAGUUAAUUUCUCCGAAAGAAAUUGUUACUGGUUUUAUAUCAGAAUGGACAAAUAGGAAGCUCCCUGCCCCGGUAUUGAAAGACAAAAACAGUGGCCACCUGAUGCAUGCAGUGACACAGAAUGGAACUGUGAUACAGGUUGCUGAAAUCCAUUCAUUAACCAGUCAUGAGCCUUCAGUUGCAUCUGAUUUACAGCGAACAGAGUCCGUGGAGAGUUUGAUUGACCAGUUACUUGACAAAGCACCUGCUGAAGCAAAUGGCACAAGUCUUAAUGUUGAGAAAUUUGGUGAAGAACUGCAGGAGUUAGAGGAAAAUAUGAAAAAUGGUGAAGAUGUAAGAGAAGAAGAGAGGGAACCAGAUAGUCCUCUAUCCAGAGAGGAAGAGGAGGCAUUUGAAAAGUUUACAUUGCAGUCUGGCACAGAUUCUCCAGUCUCCGAUGCAAAGCGAGAAAAGGCAAAAUCAGGCACACUUUCCCCUUUCUUCUUGAGCCCAAAUCGAGCUGUGGGACAGUCACUAAUCCAGCCUUUUACAGGACCGUUUCUGGCUGUCUUGUUUACAAAGCUGGAGAACAUGCUGCACAACUCGCUGUAUGUGAAUUUCUUACUGACAGGAAUGAUCGCACAGUUAGCUUGCUAUCCACAGCCUCUUCUACGAUCUUUUUUGCUCAACACCAACAUGGUUUUCCAGCCUAGUGUUAAGUCCCUUAUUCAGGUCCUGGGUACUGUAAAGAACAAAAUUGAAGCUUUUGCUGCUAACCAGGAAGAUUUUCCUGCUUUGCUCUUCAAAGCCAAGAAGUAUUUAAUAGCUCGAGGGAAGCUGGAUUGGGCAGAUUCACCGACUUCUGUUCCAGCUUUACGGAGAUCAGAGACUCUAGUGAAGAGUCGGAAGCCAUCACUUGGCGAACUGAUCCUACGCCACACCAACAGCCCUACUAGAGCACGUCAGGCAGCACAGCUUGCAUUGCAGCACGUCAGAGAUGGACAGGUUCUACAUGCCCUGACUGGCAGCUCCAUAUUCAAGACCUCUGCAGAGAAGCAGAAUGAUGCAUUGCGGGUAAAAAAUGCAGUGUACUGUGCUGUUAUUUUCACAGAGUUCCUCAAGGAGUUAGCAGCCAUUUCACAGGAACAUGCUGUCACCUCACCAUACCUUUUGGAGGAUAUAGAGGAAUGAAGAGAAAAAAAAGGAGCAACUUCCAAAGGCUAGAGCUACAGGAAACUGGAUCAUUGCAUUAUUGGUCCCUCUGCAAAGGAAGAUUUUCACCAUCCAUUAACAUAGAGAAGGCUUUUCUACAUCUGUGAUAGCAUGGUAAUGGUUAACGGGUUAAUUACCAUACUCAUAUUCAGCCAUAUCUGCUACCUGCGUUAUUACAUAGUCAUUCACAGGUGUCGUUAAUCUAGGGGUGCAGGUCACCCUUUCUUAGAGCUCUGAACUGUCUUAGUGAAAUGAAUGUAAAUUAGAACAGACCCCUCUGGGUGGGGUAGUGAAAGGGAGUGAGAUGCUACAACUUUUUGAAAGGGCAAAGUGCAAUCAGAGGACUCCCAUGUACCAUCAGAGCUUUAAGUAAGUUAAUAGACAUGUGUUGCUUUAUGUUAGAGACCAGUGACAAGGGCAUCGUAAACUGGGCCCCAGCGUCUAGGCUAAUGCCACCUGCCUUCCUUUCAGGAUCUGUCAUCUCAGGUGUACUGAAAACACCUGCCUAGCAGGAACAUCUCAUACUUAAGUGCAGAUCAGCUUCAUUUUCAAAGAUACUGGUUCGAAUGUUUCAUUUUACGUUAAUUCUUGUUUUUAACUGGUAGGACGAUUGUCCUAACAUUGCAUUAAAAAUUCAGGGUACCCCGCUGUGCAGGAUCUAGAAGUGGGUUCCCUUCACAGAGAAAACAGCUUUUUUAAAUUAAUUUAUUAGAAAUGAAUGUUUUAUAAACAUGUUGCAAUAUAUUAUGUAUUCUGUAUUUCUGAAUCUUUACAGCUACGGCCAUGUUAUUGUGGCUUUUAAGACUUGAGUUUCAAAUUCAUAUGUAUGAGAAUGUGUGCAUUUGUGUUGAGAUGUGAGACUACAUUAAUGUUUUGUGUGUAAAUGCACAUUCAAUGUGGAAUGCACACCUUGAUAUGUAAGGAGUGCACCAGGGAAUGUGUGACCUUCGUUUUAUGUUACAGUGUGUCUUUAAUUUGUGCUGACCCCACUGUCUUGGUGUCUUGGCAGUUUAUCAUCUACAGAUGCAUAGCAUGCAUUGCUCUUUUCCAUGCGUCAGACAUACAUUGUUCAGACAUAACAGUAUUUAUUAAGCUUGCCCCAGGUCCACUUAACUUUAAACCUUACCAUCCUGCGUCCCCCUACAGCUUCACAUGAAGUGACAUCUGCCUGGCAUUUUUCAUGUUCUCCACUCAGUGUCUGUACGUGUGUGUCUUGUCUUAUAUGCACAUGAAGUAGUUUAUGUUGCUUUUUGGCGUUUUGUCACUGGAUAAACCUAGUAGUAUUUUUUUAAAGCACAGCAGGACCACCAUGAGAGUCAUGAUGUAAAAUCUGCUUCCAAAUAGUUUUGCACAGCUGUCACUUUAAGUACCAUUGUAGAAAUAUAAAUGCAUCCAAGUUUCACAGUACAGAACGCCUUCCUAGAAGUGAAAAUGCUUGUGAAUGUCACAGUGCAAGUAUUUGCCCAAGAAUGGACAUGUGCAGAGUGCACUACUCGCCUGAUGACGGAGGUGAAUAUCUGCUGUCCGCUGCGUCUUUACAUCUUACUCUGAUAAUAAUGGUGGUGCUUUGUAAGGCAGCCAUUAACACAUCUUGUUUUUUUUUUUGGAAGAUGCAUUUUUCCCAUAUCGUGUCAUGACAUGUUAAACAUAUUUAAUACUGAAAUUUACUAGUAUAUAAAAUACACAAGCAAGUGUAGUGUAUUCUUACUACUGUUUGAAGCACCUUCUUUGCAAGUUCUAAUAUUUUGUUAAUGUUAAAUACUGUACAAGGUAAAGAAUAGUCAGAUAUCUGUGCAAAAAACGAAGCCCACAGACUUCUAGCAGAUCUCACUGUUACAGCAUAAAAUGCCCUUUCAGGGGUGCUGUUGCUGUACAAGGGUAGUGACAAUAAAUGUUCUGCAAGCCUGAUGUAUGCGUUUGUUAAAUACACGAUUAGAUUUUGCUGGUGUAUUGUUAUAGGUGCCUUUUUUGUUCAGGUAUAGUGGACAAAUGCAUAUAUAAAUAUGUAUUUUGAGUGUGUUUAGGCAACAGUGUUGAUUUCCAAGAUUUGUAAGUGUAUCUCCCAGAAUAAUGGGAUGCAUGUGUCAAGUCCAAGAUUAUGUCUUGAAGUGUUCUUUUUUCCCCAUGUUAUGGCAGUGUCAGAGGUAGCAUAUGCAAAAUAGUGGGGGUGUGGUUGCCCCCCCAUCCCUGCAAAUGCCUGAUAACCUUAACCUUACCUGUGCCUCUUAGACCAACACUACACCUGUAAAAAACAUGUUUCUGCAACACUGCCUCUGAUCAGAUAGAGUAUCUAAAUUUAGUGGUAGUAUUUUAGUUUACCAAGCCCAAAAGGAAACCAGUUUCCUUUUCAAUCUUUUUUUUUUCUUCCAAUUAUUUAGUUUUUUUUAGAUAAUUUUUGAAAUGACAUUGAUCACCUGUGUUUCAGUGCUUGUGCAUUAGGGUAAAUCAACAUGUACUCAUAUAUCUGUAUAGGUGGUAUAUGUACAUGUAUAUAUGCACACACACAAACACGUAUGUUAACGUAACAGUAUGUGUGAACACACAAAAGUAUACUUACAGUGGUUGGCACGUGGAACAAGCCGCAUUGUUACUCUAUAAGACGGUUUUAUUUCAUGCUGUGUUGCCCUCCAGAGGGAUCCUAGCUUAUGCUGUCUUCAAGAGUACAUCUUGAAAAGUCACCCUUAACUUGGAAAAAAGUCAGUUUUAUAAUCCAAUUUACUCCUUCCACUGUUCAGUGUGCAGUAGGGCUAGUAAGAUGUGUCAUCAAAUUUGUUUUAAAAACAACCACAUGUUCCAGCUACUGAGGUGUCAGAGUGGCUCGCAUUGCAAGUUCUGUUUGAUUAAAGUCGCAAUGAACAACUUUUUUGUAGAAUGUAAAGAACAGCUUUGAAUGUAAUGAACAGGAACAUUGAGUGUAGCUGCAGUGCCGGAAUUGCACCAUAAAACAAGAGGCCUUUUUCUAUUUUUUUUUUCUUUCAUGCAUGUGUUUGCAUUUCACAUUAAGCGUAGUACCAUCUUUGUUUUGGAAAAAAUGACACAAUCUAAUUUUCGAUUGUUUUAUUUUGGUACAGUAAAUGCUGUCAGGCAAGUGCCUUCCCAUUACUCUUAAAUCUGUAUGACAUAUUUUUUUAUUUAUACAUUGACUUUUAUUUUCCAGGAAAGUCUGACUAGGAAAUAAAUACCCAUUUUCAGCAGAUGCCCAGAGAGAAAAACUCCAGAGUAAAACUUCAAGUAAAACACUAGAACAAAUGUAAUUAAAAAAUGUGUGUGUGUGUGUACAGUGGAUAUAAAAAGUUUAAA
This is a messenger RNA of Protopterus annectens (West African lungfish), 5910 nucleotides long. Its product is annotated as FHF complex subunit HOOK interacting protein 1B-like. Lineage: Eukaryota; Metazoa; Chordata; Ceratodontiformes; Protopteridae. Bases 1 to 2589 code for a protein of 862 amino acids. Gene Ontology annotation, cellular component: FHF complex. The transcript is spliced from 9 exons. Gene Ontology annotation, biological process: endosome organization; endosome to lysosome transport; lysosome organization. The record is from RefSeq and is a predicted model, not a curated record.